CUUCCUCCAUGUUCAAUGGCAUGUGAACGAGUGUAAACGAUGGUUGUUUAUGCCAAUUUACACAAAAUAUAAUUUCUUCUUCAUUUUAUCAGGGUGAAACGUGUAGUGCAAUUGUCGGUGAUAAUUUCGAAGUUUUAAUUUUUAGGUGUCUUGUAUUACGGUACGGGGAUGGAGUCUGCUGAGAGUAACAAGAGACCCCAUUCCGGGGAUGAAAAUGAUUUCGGCAACAAGAGAGGGAAGUUCUCCAGCAGCUCGCCUUGUGGGAGGGGAGGAGGUGUCAGAUUCAAUGAAUUUACAGGGGGGCAGGGUGAGGGACGGAUGGGGCGUGGGUUCAGGGGGUCCAGAGGAGGUAGGGGUGCUGGUGAGGAUAGGGUCAGGAGGCCGUGGUGCAUUUCCAGGGCGAGAAGCCGGUGGAUUCAGGGGAGGCCGUGGCGGAUUCAGGGGUGGAGAAGGCGGUGGGUUCAGGAGAGGGCGUGGUGGAUUCAGGGGUGGAGAAGGCGGUGGAUUCAGGGGAGGGCGUGGUGGAUCCAAGGAUGUAGAAGGCGGUGGAUUCAGUGGAGGGCGCGGUGGACUCAAGGAUGAAGAAGGAGAUGGAUUCAGGAGAGGGCGUGGAGGAUUCAGGGGUGGAGAAGGCGGUGGGUUCAGGAGAGGGCGUGGAGGAUUCAGGGGUGGAGAAGGCGGUGGAUUCAGGGGAGGCCGUGGCGGAUUCAGGGGUGGAGAAGGCGGUGGGUUCAGGAGAGGGCAUGGUGGAUUCAGGGGUGGAGAAGGUGGGUUUAGGGGAAGGCGCGGUGGAUUCAAGGAUGGAGAAGGCGGUGGGUUUAGGGGUGGGCGCGGUGGAUUCAGAGAAGGUAAAGGUGGUGGGUUCGGGAAAAUUGAGUUCAGAGAACGUAGAGAUGGGGUUUCUAAAUGGGACAAGGAAGCUGUGAUGAACAAAGUUGAUGGACUAAUCGGCGAUAAAAGGGAAGAGAAAGUGUUUGCCGAUUUCCCGGAAUGGAGUGCUAAUUCAAUACACGAAAUGUUGAUUUCUCUGGAAGAUGAUCUUAAUAGAAUUCCCAAGAUGUGCCAGAGGUAUUGCGGGGACAGUUGCCGGAAGAUGCUGCCAAAUGUGAAAGGUUGGCAACCAGCUCAAUUCAAAAGUGUUUGGGAUGAAUUAGUAAAAAAAUUGGAACCUCCCACGUUUCAAAAUAUCCUCGAUUAUAUCAAAAGGUUUUUAGUGAGGAAGCAACCAAAGCCAAUCCCUCCAAAGCUUCGUAGUCAGGUCCCCAGGUUAUUCAGGCGACCACAGCGUGAAUUCCAGCAGAUGGAGAACAUACCAAAGCUUAAGAGAAAAAUCCUGAAACAAAUAUUUAAAAGUCUACAGCCUUGUGAAAGAGCCCGAUAUAUGGCAAAUUAUACAUCAAAGUGUAUAAAUUAUGAAUUGCAGUUAUUCAAUUGCUACAAAGCCGAUCCGGAAAUGUUUGUAGAUAGUGCUAAAAUGUGGAGCGCAUUGAGAGCUGAGAGUUAAAAUAUGGACAAAUGUUAUGUUUGUACUAUUGGUUGAGCUUUUUAUCAUAUUCAAAAUAAAGAAAAGUAAUAUUUAUCCUGACUUUGACUUGGACUAUUUUCUUUUCAACUGUGGUAAUCUCUGGAACGAGUGAACCAAGCAGAUGCCACAGAAUGAGGUGAGGAAGGGCAUGGGGAAGAGGGAGAGGGUCAGGUGAAGGAAGGGUAGAGUGGAGAUACAUAGAGAAUAAUUCAUUCCUUGUCCCUUAAUAGAUAGUUGUGAUUAAUAAUCGCCCAGACAACUUUCAAACAGUCUAUGUGAAUAAAAUUGCUGUGCGUCUCUAUGAUUUUAAAAUAACGUUUUUGUUGUUGUUUUGUGUUUUUUUUUUUUUUAUUUUUUAAACA
Molecule: messenger RNA, 1887 nt
Organism: Gryllus bimaculatus (two-spotted cricket)
Lineage: Eukaryota; Metazoa; Arthropoda; Insecta; Orthoptera; Gryllidae
Source: the annotation of a GenBank genome assembly